Dacryopinax primogenitus is the source of this 522-nucleotide messenger RNA. RefSeq lists its product as uncharacterized. The transcript has 4 exons. The record is from RefSeq and is a predicted model, not a curated record. Gene Ontology annotation, biological process: spliceosomal complex disassembly. NCBI's taxonomy places the organism in Eukaryota, Fungi, Basidiomycota, Dacrymycetes, Dacrymycetales, Dacrymycetaceae. Bases 1 to 522 code for a protein of 173 amino acids. Gene Ontology annotation, cellular component: spliceosomal complex.
AUGCCGCUCACCCAAUACCCCGGAGGGCCGGUGGACAAGCCUGUGUAUGCGACUGCGGAACGCCUGGGCGUCGCCCCCGAGCAGGUGCUCCUUCCGUGGAUCAAGAGCAAGGGAGCGGUCAUCCUCACUACGAUCAGUAAGAAAGAGCAGUUGGAGCGGUAUCAGGCUGUUGCGAACAUCGACCUCACAGACGAGGAUAUCGCACAUUGGAGCAAAUUCGUCGGGCCUACAGGGGUCGCAUCGCUCAAGGUGCAUCCCGACAAGAAUCCAUCACCUGAAGCCGCAACACUAUUCCACGCUCUGACACAAGCGUACAACUUUCUCCCCGACCCUACCCAACGCAGUGCCCUCGACGCAUCCCUCGCUGCUCGGCGAGCACGAGCAGCACAACUAGCCGCAUCCUCAGAAAAGAAAUGCACAAUGCUGGAAGAACUCGAGUGCGCAGAAAGGGCAGCGAAACGCUUCAAGGUCGAUAGUCUAGCCGAAGAGAGGAAGAAGAGGGAGGAGGAGGAACGGAUAUAG